AUGGCAGAAGAAAACCAGCAGGGGACCUUGGAGAAUACAAAAGAAAUGCGCUCAUUAGCUUUGACUCCCACAUGGUCAGUUGCAACCGUGUUAACAAUCUUUGUGGUUGUCUCCUUGAUCGUGGAACGGUUAAUCAAUCGCCUGAGUAAUUGGUUGCGGAAAACUAACCGAAAACCUCUGCUUGCUGCUGUGGAGAAAAUGAAAGAAGAGUUGAUGUUGCUUGGAUUCAUAUCACUUUUUCUCACUGCAUCAUCCAGCCUAAUUGCUAAUAUUUGCAUCCCAUCAAAGUUCUACAAUAGUCGUUUUGCUCCUUGCACCACGGCUCAGAUUGAUGAAGAGAUGGAAGAGAACUCCAUUUCACAGGGUCGCAAACUAAAUACGGUUUCUGGCAUCCAUCUCCGUAGGAUUCUGAAUAGCUUGCAGAGGAAUACUUGCCAUGAGGGACAUGAACCAUUUGUGUCGUAUCAAGGCCUUGAACAGUUGCAUCGCUUCAUCUUUGUCAUGGCUAUCACACAUAUAUCUUACAGCUGCCUGACAAUGUUGCUGGCUAUUGUCAAGAUCCAUCGGUGGAGGCUGUGGGAACUUGAGGCUUAUAUGGACCGACAUGAUGUCUUAACAGAAAUCACAAGGGAGAAGACAUUUCAAAGGCAAACCAGUUUCAUCGGAUAUACUCCAUCAAGCCCUUUCGCGAAGAGCAGGGUUCUCAUGUGGGUGACAUGUUUCUUUCGGCAAUUUGGGCAUUCAGUUGUUCGGUCAGAUUACCUUAUUCUCCGCAGAGGCUUUAUCACGAAUCACCACCUUACUCACAGAUAUGAUUUUCAUGGCUACAUGAUUCGCUCCAUGGAAGAGGAGUUCCAAAGGAUAGUUGGUGUUAGUGGUCCUUUGUGGGGAUUUGUCGUUGCUUUUAUGCUUUUCAAUAUAAAAGGUUCUAAUCUUUAUUUCUGGAUAGCUAUCAUUCCUGUAACUCUCGUGCUUCUAGUUGGAGCAAAGCUACAGCAUGUGAUUGCGACCCUGACGUUGGAGAAUGCGGGCAUUUCUGGCUACUUUGCUGGAAGAGAGCUGAAGCCUCGAGAUGAUCUUUUCUGGUUCAAAAAGCCAGAAUUACUGUUAUCGUUGAUCCACUUUAUUCUAUUCCAGAAUGCGUUUGAGCUGGCUUCAUUCUUUUGGUUCUGGUGGCAAUUCGGAUACAAUUCUUGUUUCAUAACGAACCAUACUCUCGUUUAUAUACGACUCAUAUUGGGGUUUGCAUGUCAGUUUCUUUGCAGCUACAGUACCUUACCCCUGUAUGCUCUAGUCACUCAGAUGGGUACAAAUUACAAAGCAGCAUUGAUCCCACAAAGGAUAAGGGACACAAUCCAUGGGUGGGGCAAAGCUGCUAGGAGAAGGAAGAGAAGACAUGGAUUCACCGACGACUCCACCAUACGCACCGACACAAGCACAGUGAUAUCGCUCGAGGAUGAAGACAAUCAUCAGCUUCUCGAUCCUCCUGCUGACACGAACCCUAUUCCAGGAGGGAAUGAUCAUCACAUAGAGCUGCAGCCAGCUUCUGCUCCUGAUUCCCUCCUAACCAGUCCUCUAGGUCCUGUUCCCAACGAAACUUCAUCCCGAGCUGGCACCCCUCUCCUAAGACCUUCUGCCUCCUACAUUGCUUCCCCAGUCGCUUCUAGAGUCGUGGUCGAGGACAGUUUCCCUAGGGCAGCAUCUAUGCCUGCCAGUAGAAGAUAA
Linum trigynum is the source of this 1725-nucleotide messenger RNA. NCBI's taxonomy places the organism in Eukaryota, Viridiplantae, Streptophyta, Magnoliopsida, Malpighiales, Linaceae. The record is from the annotation of a GenBank genome assembly.